AUGGCACCUGUGCGGCUCAAAGGGAGAGCCGGGAGGCCACGGACCUGCUGUAUCCUGGUUCGCUCAGAACUAUUGUUUGACAACUUCAAGAAACUGGAAAGACCGCAACGGACUCCUUUGGCAACUUUCCACUCAAAUAAAGAAAUAUCAGAUCACCCGGAACAGAAGAGGCGACAACUGCUCCUCAGUUUUAGCCUUCAGGACACAGAUUCUUAAACAUGCGUCUGUUCCUGCGCCGGCGUAUGUCCCCCCUUAAGCUGGUGCUCCUUGGGGGGACUCUCUUCAUGGUGGCCUUAGUGGUCCUCCAGAGGGAUGUUGGCUCUUCGCCUGCUGGUGACCCCUGGUUUCAGGAGCUGGUGGACAAGAGGGACAAGGUGAUCGGACUGGUCCGAGAGGCCGUCAACAACAUUGGCUUCCAGAUCGGAGCCCCACAGCCACCACCAGUACAGGAGCAGCCCACCCAGGACGUCAACUGCCCCUCUGGAUUCUACACUCAGGCUGAGCUCAAACCUCACCUGGAGAGACCACCUCAGGACCCCAACGGCCCUGGGGCUGAUGGGAAGGCAUUUCACAAAGACCACAUGUCCCCAGAGGAGGAGAAGGAGAAGGAGGAGGGUAUGACACGGCACUGUUUCAACCAGUUUGCCAGCGACCACAUCUCGCUCAGCCGUAGUCUUGGGGAUGACACGAGGCCUCCAGAGUGCGUGGAUAGGAAGUUUCGACGCUGUCCUCCUCUGCCUACCACCAGUGUUAUAAUUGUCUUCCACAAUGAGGCUUGGUCCACCCUCCUCAGGACGGUCUACAGCGUCCUGCACACAUCUCCUGCUAUGCUUCUCAAAGAGAUCAUCUUGGUAGAUGACGCCAGUGUUGCAGAGCACCUGAAGAGCCAACUGGAGGAAUAUGUGCGUCCACUGAAGAUUGUUCGUGUAGUGAGGCAGCUGGAGAGGAAGGGCCUCAUCACUGCCAGGCUGCUGGGUGCCAGUAUUGCUCAGGGCGAAGUGCUAACCUUUCUCGACGCACACUGUGAGUGUUUCCAUGGUUGGCUAGAGCCCCUGUUGGCCCGCAUUGUUGAGGAGCCCACUGCUGUGGUUAGUCCUGAGAUCACCACCAUUGACCUCAACAGCUUUCAGUUCAACAAACCUGUGGCUACUAACCGCGCUUUCAACCGAGGUAACUUUGACUGGAGCCUGACAUUCGGCUGGGAGCCAAUCCCCGAGGAUGCGAGGAAACUGCGCAAGGAUGAAACGUACCCUGUAAAAACACCUACUUUUGCCGGCGGUCUUUUCUCAAUCUCGAAGAAGUACUUUGAACACAUUGGAACAUACGAUGACAAGAUGGAGAUCUGGGGCGGUGAAAAUGUGGAGAUGUCUUUCAGGGUGUGGCAGUGUGGGGGUCAACUAGAGAUCAUCCCUUGUUCUGUAGUGGGCCAUGUUUUCCGCACCAAGAGCCCCCACACCUUCCCCAAGGGCACAGAGGUCAUCACUCGCAACCAGGUGCGCCUAGCUGAGGUCUGGAUGGACGACUACAAGAAUAUCUACUAUCGCCGCAACAACAAUGCUGCAGUGAUGGCCAAGGAGAAUAAGUAUGGGGACAUCUCUGAUCGUCUAAAUCUGAGAGAGAGGCUUCAUUGCAAGAACUUCACCUGGUACUUAAACACAAUCUACCCAGAAGCCUUCAUUCCAGACUUGACCCCAGAAAAAUUCGGAGCAAUUAGAAACUCAGGAUCUAAAACCUGUCUGGAUGUUGGAGAGAACAACCAGGGAGGUAAACCUUUGAUCAUGUACCAGUGUCACGACAUGGGAGGCAACCAGUACUUUGAAUACUCAUCCCAUAAGGAGCUGCGACAUAACAUUGGAAAGCAGCUGUGUCUUCAUGCUGCACCCCAGUCGGAGCAAGUAAAGAUCGAGCUAUGCCAGCGGAAGGGGAAGGGCACCAGUUUGCCACCACAACAGGAGUGGGUCUUUACAGAGGAAAAUCUUCUGAAGAAUCCCAGUAGUGGGCAAUGUUUACAGCUGAAAGGAGACAAGAUUCAGAUGGACCCCUGUAAUGCUGCUGACCUCUACCAGCACUGGACCUUGAGCUGACCUCCCUGCCUGCCCAUCAGGUGACCUCUGGCACCUUGUGUCCCCUUCAUCAGACUCCGGUCCGGGGAGCCAACUCAACAGUGAUCCAAACGAGCUUUCAUGCUGCGGAGCUUGGGGCAUUUGGCCAUACUGAGUUGACAGUUAAAGAUGGAGGACAAAGUGAAAACAGUCACAUCUGUUGAAGACGUUCAGAUUGGCUUUAACUUGUUUUAAGUUUAUUUAUGAUGGGAACUCCUGAAAGACAUUUGAAGGUGGUUGGGGAUUAUCUAAAAGAGUUUGGACUUUGCAUUCAGGAGUGGCUGCUUGACUGUGGGACAAUGGCUGUCAGUUGCAAUGAUCCUAAUGUAAUGAAUGUUCACUCCAGCUUGGAUAAUCACUAUUUAGUGACCUUUUUUCUGACAAUGAUUGUGACAAUAUGCACAAGUUUUAAGAGUAAGAGAUGUCUGUUUUUUAAAUAAAAAUUCUACUUUGUUGUGUCAGAAA
Molecule: messenger RNA, 2567 nt
Organism: Morone saxatilis (striped sea-bass)
Lineage: Eukaryota; Metazoa; Chordata; Actinopteri; Moronidae
Gene: galnt6
Product: UDP-N-acetyl-alpha-D-galactosamine:polypeptide N-acetylgalactosaminyltransferase 6 (GalNAc-T6)
Exons: 11
Coding region: 219-2084 (621 amino acids)
Cellular component (GO): Golgi apparatus
Source: RefSeq, a predicted model, not a curated record